GCAAGACAGCACCAACCUGGUGGUUUGGGCUUUGGCCAGUCAGGAGCCGGCAACAUAGCUGUUUAUCUCUCUCUCUCUCUCUCUCAUUUAUUUUUAAAACUCUACUAAAUAGGCCUUUAACCAACGGAGAGCUAGCUGCUCUUAUAGGCCAGAUAAUAAGAUAAUAAGACAAAAAGACAUCAGCAUCACGGUGCUCAUCCCCAGCUGAAGGCUCAGCAGUGAUGGCAUCACGAGUUGGGAGACAGAGAGCCCAACUCCCCCACUGCUACUACGAAGGAUAUCUGGAAAAGAGAUCAUUCAAAGAUAAGACGUCUCGCAGACUGUGGACCUGUCUGUGUGGCAACACACUUUUCUUCUUCAACAACAGCAAAGAUGCUGAUUACAUAGAGAAGCUGGAGCUCAACAGCUUCAUCUCAGUAACAGAUGACCGCAGUCGGGACCGUAACUUAGAUGCGGCCAGGAUCAACCUCCGACUAAAGAAUAAUGAUAUCACACUCACAGCCCCCAGCUUGGAGGCUCGAGAGCUCUGGAAGGGAUUUAUACAAUCUGUGGUCCAGUUGUCAGUGCCCUCCAAACUCAACCUGCUCCCCGGCCAGAUCCAGAUGCUAAAAGAGGUGGUGAAUAGAGAAAAGGAAAGAGUUACGGCCCUCUCUCCACCCGUGGUCACACCUCCACCUGCCAACAGCUACAGCCUCUACAUUGACCUUGCAGGAGACAUGCCGAGUUGUUACUACCAGGUGUCCCGUAUGGAGGCAGAAAUGAUGUUGGAGAGAAACGCUAAGAAAGGAAACAUGCUGCUGAGGCCCGGCAGGGACGGAAACUCUUUCGCUGUCACUACUCGGCAACACCUUAACGGAACCAACCAUCAGCAGGGGAGUUAUUUAAUCUGGUCUGUGUUCAGACACUACCGUGUGACUCGUAAACAUGGCGGGGGUUUUGCCAUCGACCUGGAGCAUCCUAUCCCCUGCACCACGCUGAACAAUGUGAUCGACCUUCUGGUGAAGACAACUGGCGGAGCUCUGGUACCAUUUGUCAUGGAGGGGCCCUACGAGGAAAGCAUCACGUUUGUUCAGUCAGAUGAAGAGAAUGGAGAGAAGAGGGUUCAGUGUGCCAUGUUGAACCCAGUCUCUCCCCCGAGUGUACCUCCCAAAACAGUUCAGAGAGAAUGUAAACCAGUCCCUGAGCCAGAGUCUAAGACUGGGGAGAAUCUUUAUCUGAACGAUAGCCGACAGGAGAGAGACGUGGAAGAUUUGCCCCCGCCCCCACAUUCCCGUUUUGAACCCAAUUAUUCAUCAGUGCCCUUUGAUCAUGAUUCUGUCUUCAUUACUGUGGAAUUAGCUGCUAUCUAA
This is a messenger RNA of Lampris incognitus (smalleye Pacific opah), 1349 nucleotides long. It is a transcript of the gene stap2b, whose product is annotated as signal transducing adaptor family member 2b. The transcript is spliced from 12 exons. NCBI's taxonomy places the organism in Eukaryota, Metazoa, Chordata, Actinopteri, Lampriformes, Lampridae. The coding region runs from base 222 to 1349 and encodes 375 amino acids. Gene Ontology annotation, molecular function: signaling adaptor activity. The record is from RefSeq and is a predicted model, not a curated record.